UUCCACCCGUAGAUUACUUACUAUAAGAUUGCACCGUCCCUAACCCUGAGUUUUCAUCAUAUAACUCAUUCCUCACAACAACACCACCAACCACAACCACCAAAAUGCCCCCCCCAAAAACAUACACCAUCCGCCGCGCCACCGAACCCGACGCCCCGCACCUCGCCCACAUCAACAUCACCGCCUUCGAGCCCACCCCGUUCUGGCGCAACCUGUUCCCCGCCCUCGACCGCCGGGCCACCUACCCGCUCAAGCUCGCCCGCACCCUGACCAAGCUCGCCGACGGCGCCUCCCACCUCCUCGUCGCCGAGGAUCCCGCCACCGGCGCGGUGGUCGGCUACGCGCGCUGGACGGUCCCCGGCCCCCGCGCCCCCGCCCCCGCCAGCUCCGGUGCAAUUGCACUCUCCCCCGCAAACCAGGACCUCGUCACCGCCUUCCGACGGGCCGGGGACGGGGACGGGGUCGGGGCCCUCCCCCCCGGCACCAACCUGGCCGUCCACUCCCGGUUCUGGGGGGAAUUGGAGCGCUUGAAGGCGAAGUAUCUGCGGGAGGGGGAUUUCGGUGCGUUUUCCCCCCAUCUUCUUCCUUGGGAUCACGCUAAUGAUAAGGGGGAGGGGGCAGUUCUCGAAUUCCUGGCGACGCUGCCCGAAGCACAAGGCCAAGGCGUGGCGUCGGGGUUGCUGCGGUGGGGGUUGGAGCGAGCGGAUGCGCGGAAUGCGCGGGUGUAUCUGGAGGCGACGGAGGAAGGGUACCCCGUUUAUCGGAAGUAUGGGUGGCGGGAUCUGGAGGUGUUGGAGUUGGAUUUCGCGGAGCUGGGGGGCCGGAGCGAGCGGCAGCGGUGGGUGAUGAUGAUGCGGGAGAGGAGGGAUCCGGCUGGAGAGCAGAGCGGGGGAUUGAAGGAUUAAUCGGGUUGCUUGCAACCAGGGUUUUGGGAUUGGAAUUUUGUAUAUAGCUUGUUGACCUCGUGUUGAGGUGAGAGAAGUAGCGUUUGGCUCUGGAUUGCAUCCUAUCCGAUUCAUGAGGCUGGCCAGUUGUCCCGCCAAGAGGAGAUAGGGUCAGUGCUCGCUGUGAAUGAGUCAUAGGGUGUAUAAAUGUCUUGUAGAGACAGCAAGUACUUGUAUCUCAUGUUCAGCUGUUUAUAU
This is a messenger RNA of Aspergillus aculeatinus CBS 121060, 1142 nucleotides long. RefSeq names its product GNAT family N-acetyltransferase. NCBI's taxonomy places the organism in Eukaryota, Fungi, Ascomycota, Eurotiomycetes, Eurotiales, Aspergillaceae. The transcript is spliced from 2 exons. The record is from RefSeq and is a predicted model, not a curated record. The coding region runs from base 105 to 905 and encodes 266 amino acids. Gene Ontology annotation, molecular function: acyltransferase activity, transferring groups other than amino-acyl groups.